AUGUCUGGACUGCGGAAGGUGCUGAUGCUGCACGGGUUCGUGCAGUCGGACAAGAUUUUCAGACAGAAGACCGGCGGGUUGAGGAAAAGUCUCGCAAAGAUGGGCUACGAACUGUGGUACCCUUGCGGGCCGGAGCUUGUCGAUAAACGGUCUCUGGUGUCCGAUGAUAAAGCAGAGGUGGAUAAAGAUGCUGAGGGGGAGCCAGUGUACGGGUGGUGGAUCAAGUCUGGUACUCCCACGACAGGGCAGCAGUACACAGUCCCAGACGCGACGAUCAAGUACUUACACGACUACGUGGUGGAGAAUGGACCCUUCGAGGGGGUUAUUGGGUUUAGCCAGGGGGCAGCACUUGCUGGGUACCUCUCCACGGGGAUCAAUGCGAUUCUCGGGUUGACCCCAGAGGAACAACCACCGUUGCAAUUCCUCGUGUCGUUCAGCGGGUUCAGGCUGGAACCGGCCGCCUACCAGCAAUCCUACGACACGAACAGCGAGUGGGUACCCUCACUACACGUGCAGGGCGGCCUGGAUGCUGUGGUUUCAGAGGAACGAGUGCGGCGACUGUACGAUACGUGGCCGGAGGACAAACGCACGCUGCUGAUACACCCGGGGAGUCAUUUUGUGCCCAACUCGAAGCAGUUUGUCACUAAAGUGUGCAACUGGCUGACGCACGUACAAAAGAUUACCAAGCCCCCUGGUGGUAAAGAAACCGGGACACCCCGGGGGGGCACAAUCCAAGAUGACACUAAACCCGCCGCCCUCGACGACGAUCUUUUGCAGAUGAUGGAUUCCUUUGGAGGAAUAUAA
Molecule: messenger RNA, 804 nt
Organism: Huiozyma naganishii CBS 8797
Lineage: Eukaryota; Fungi; Ascomycota; Saccharomycetes; Saccharomycetales; Saccharomycetaceae
Product: alpha/beta hydrolase
Exons: 1
Coding region: 1-804 (267 amino acids)
Cellular component (GO): nucleus; cytoplasm
Source: RefSeq, a predicted model, not a curated record